This is a messenger RNA of Pongo pygmaeus (Bornean orangutan), 8310 nucleotides long. RefSeq names its product SP100 nuclear body protein (gene SP100). Gene Ontology annotation, biological process: regulation of transcription by RNA polymerase II. The coding region runs from base 2917 to 5625 and encodes 902 amino acids. Gene Ontology annotation, molecular function: DNA-binding transcription factor activity, RNA polymerase II-specific; protein binding; DNA binding. The transcript has 30 exons. The record is from RefSeq and is a predicted model, not a curated record. Gene Ontology annotation, cellular component: nucleus. NCBI's taxonomy places the organism in Eukaryota, Metazoa, Chordata, Mammalia, Primates, Hominidae.
GAAAGCAGGGAUUUAUUGAAAAUGCAAGUACAUUCCACAGUGUGGGAGCAGGCCCGAGUGGUAUUCAACGGUCCCGGAUACAGAAUCUUCUCUGGUCCAAAUACCCACUGGAGGUUUCCCAUUGACCACUUGGUGCUCACCUCAUGUAAAUGAAGUGGUGGCCUGCAAUCAGUCUGAUUGGUCGCGGAAAGCAAACAACCAGAGGCUGAAGUGAAGUUACAAAGGUCACGCUCCUAUGCAAACAUCUCAUUGGUUGCAGAAAGCAACCAAUCAGAGGCUAAAGUGAAGUUACAAAGUUGCACUUCUAUGCAAAGGAAGACUUGGCCUGCAAUCAGUCUGAUUGGUUGCCAAUCAGAGGCUGAAGUAAAGUUACAAAGUUACACUCCUAUGCAAACAUCUGAUUGGUUGCAAAAAAAAACAACUAUACAAAGGUACUUUCCAUUUCCCAUUGCCCCACAGAAAAGGUGGGGGUUUGCAAAGGGAGUAGCCUCUGGACCUUUUGCUACUUAGGCAUGGAAAGUUAGGGUUUUCCUUUCAAUUUAGUUCUAGGAAGUUAGCAUGAAAUGGCCUUAGGUUCCCUGCCUCCAGACCCUAUUCUCCUGCCUCAACCGCACCACUGAAGUCUGAACUGAAGUUGCUCUUGGUGAAAUGUAUGAGGCCCAUCAUCUGGCUGGGUGCCCUGCCUGUGGUCCUUCCUCAGUCACUGCCUCCCCUGCUUUUGAGUUUUCCAGGCUCCAGUAACUGGAACUACUUCUUGACAACAGAAAUAUUCCCUAUUGCCUGUGCUCCUUGCAGCCAUGGAAAAUGCCCCAGGAGUUCCAUUAUUUCCUUCUAAACAGUCCAGCAGGAUUUUUAGUUCACACGACUUCUUAAUUUGGUCCUGUCCCUUUCCCAACCCAGGUGUGUCUGACAUUGUUUUCUGGAUCAGAGAAACUUUGCUUUCUUCACAGAGGCCUACAGAUUCUCCAUAUACCAGCGGAGCAUGGUGCGUGCUCAUCUGUCUCCAACCUCAUCUGACAAGAACGUCUUCUUCCCUGCUGCCAGGAGGUGCCCCAGCAUGGGCAUGUCUGCCUGUGAAGUUCAACCCUUAAGGAAUUUCCUGCCAGCCUGUGGCUCAUUGGUCUGGAAUUCCAGGUGCUGCUCUUAGCAGCCCCUAAGCACAUCCAGGGAAAAGCUGGCACAUUUAUGUCAGUGCCACUCAGUGGCCUGGGCCUGCCUGCUGCCCAGAGGCAGCGAGAGGGGAGAACAUGAACCACACCAGAGCAUACUGGUGUGGUCCAUGCCAGGCCUUCUUGGGACCAAUGUGCCUCAUGGAGACUGGGAUCAAAGGACAGCUGUGCCCAAAAGAGGCUCAGCUUGCCAGUCCUUCAGCCCCAUAAAGUUGGGGAGUCAUGGGCGGGUAGGAAGAGUGAGAGAAAGAGAGAGAGACCUACAGGUGAGAGAAAGAGAGAGAGACCUACAGGUGUGCAGUGCCUGAUAGAAACAGCAACCUUUGCCCACCGGAAAAGCUGUCCUCACCAGUGUCCUGGUGCCUGGUCAUUCACUCAUGGGGAAAAGAAGAGCAGACAUAGAGUGAGGGUAGAAAGCCCCCUCCCCCACAUUUUCAAAUGUACCUGGACAAGCAUCCUUAUUCACAGCUGGAAAAAGCUGGAUUCAGUAGAAUGCCAUUUGGAAAACAUCAUUCUGAAGCACCAUCCCCUCUGGCCCCUGAAUCCUCACCGGCUUCCACCCUCUGCUCACCUUGGGCCCUGGAUUCCAGCACCCCCAGGCUCCCAGCUGCCUCCCUGUCUCUGCCCCAUGGUUUUGCCUGGAGUUCUGGCCCCUGGUUGUGUCCUGUGGCCCCAUUCUCAUGCGCCCUUUGCUUCUAUUUCUUUACCUAUGACUUUAUACUGAUGUAAAGCAAGUCUUCUCGGUCUCUUCUUGUUCUUUGAGGAAUGAUGAAUCAGAAUCUAAAUGGAAAAUCUGGGCAGCGGAUUUUCCCCGGCUGCCCAGCGGGAGCCACCAGCGGCAGCCACCCUGACCUUCCAUGUCUAGAUCAUCUGGGUUCCAACCUCCAUCCUCCUCCAAUGAGAAGCUUUUGUCCUCUCAAGAUUCCAGUGACUUCUCCAAACUUCUCUUCACCCCUGGCUGUUGCAAGGCGGCCCCAUAGUCAAGAUUCCUUAAACCCUUGCACCUAAAAUGUUUGCCUUUCUUACCAUGUUGGCUCCAGCCUCUGGUCCCAGGGGUGUGGAGAGUUCUCUCUUACCUCUGGUUGAUUUCUAGGAAGGCUAAGAACACUCUCCCCAAGUUAUAAUGCUGAGCAUUUUGGUUCUCUCCAGCCCUGGGUCCCAAUGUCGAGACCUACCUUAAUCCAGUUCAGGCUCUCCGAUGGGCCUGAGAGAUUUGAAGUUUCCAGCUUUCCCUCCAACUCUCCAACCUUCCAUCCCCCAUCUCCAGCCAUGUCAGCAAGGGGAAGGGGCAAACGUGGAGUUUUCCCCCCAACUCCCAUGUAAACUAUGCCCCCUCUUAGAGGGCAGCUAAGGACAAUUUUGGUUCAAGGACAUUUUUUUUUUGCUGUCUAUUGCACAAACAAGUGGACUCCCGGGAGCCGGCCCUGCUCGUCCCCUGGGCCCUCCUUCCCUGGUCCUGCAGGUCUUGCUGCUUGUCAGGCCUCUCCUCCAACCCUCUGCCACAUUUCAGAAAAGCUGAGAACCCCUUGGAGUGAAAAAGGAGGAGAAACACAGUGUCCAUAGCCCAGAAGGAGGUUAAAUAAAUACUUUCACUUCUCUUUUCCCCAUUUGGGCGGAGCCCUUUCUGAGUCAGUCUGUCGGCCAACUUCCUGCUUGGGGCCUGGGCAGCCACACUGCACGCAGGCUGGGCCUACUGAGGGGCUCAGAGGCCAGGCUCUGAGGCCCCCGCAGGGCCUAGGGUGGGAAGAUGGCAGGUGGGGGCGGCGACCUGAGCACCAGGAGGCUGAAUGAAUGUAUUUCACCAGUAGCAAAUGAGACGAACCAUCUUCCUGCACACAGCCAGGAUUUGCAAAGGAUGUUCACGGAAGACCAGGAGGUAGAUGACAGGCUGCUCUAUGACAUUGUAUUCAAGCACUUCAAAAGACAUAAGGUGGAGAUUUCAAAUGCAAUAAAAAAGACAUUUCCAUUCCUCGAGGGCCUCCGUGAUCGUGAUCUCAUCACAAAUAAAAUGUUUGAAGAUUCUCAAGAUUCUUGUAGAAACCUGGUCCCUGUACAGAGAGUGGUGUACAAUGUUCUCAGUGAACUGGAGAAGAUAUUUAACCUGCCAGUUCUGGAAGCACUGUUCAGCGACGUCAACUUGCAGGAAUACCCCGAUUUAAUUCACAUUUAUAAAAGCUUUGAAAAUGUAAUACAUGACAAAUUGCCUCUCCAAGAAAGUGAAGGAGAAGAGAGGGAGGAGAGACCUGGAAUCCAACUAAGUCUUGAACAAGGAACUGGUGAAAACUCUUUUCGAAGCCUGACUUGGCCACCUUCGGGUUCCCCAUCUCAUGUUGGUACAACCCCACCUGAAAAUGGACUCUCAGAGCACCCCUGUGAAACAGAACAGAUAAAUGCAAAGAGAAAAGAUACAACCAGUGACAAAAAUGAUUCUCUAGGAAGCCAACAAAUAAAUGAACAAUGUGCUCAAAAGGCUGAGCCAACAGAGUCCUGCGAACAAGUCACUGUCCAAGUGAAUAACGGGGAUGCUGGAAGGGAGACGCCCUGCCCGUUGCCCUGUGAUGAAGAAAGCCCAGAGGCAGAGCUACACAACUAUGGAAUCCAAAUUAAUUCCUGUUCUGUGCGACUGGUGGAUAUAAAAAAGGAAAAGCCAUUUUCUAAUUCAAAAGUUGAGUGCCAAGCCCAAGCAAGAACUCAUCAUAACCAGGCAUCUGACAUAAUAGUCAUCAGCAGUGAGGACUCUGAAGGAUCCACUGACGUUGAUGAGCCCUUAGAAGUCUUCAUCUCAGCACCGAGAAGUGAGCCUGUGAUCAAUAAUGACAGCCCUUUAGGAUCAAAUGAGGAAAAGGAGGGCCAAGAAGCCACUUGCUCACGACCCCAGAUUGUACCAGAGCCCAUGAAUUUCAGAAAAUUAUCUACAUUCAGAGAAAGGUUUAAGAAAAGAGUAAUAGGACAAGACUACGACUUUUCAGAAUCCAGUGAGGAGGAGGCGCCCCCAGAAGCCUCAAGCGGGGCACUGAGAAGCAAGCAUGGUGAGAAGGAUCCUAUGAUUUCUAGAAGUACAUCUACUUGGAGAAUACCCAACAGGAAGAGACGUUUCAGCAGUAGUGACUUUUCAGACCUGAGUAAUGGAGAAGAGCUUCAGGAAACCUGCAGCUCAUCCCUAAGAAGUGGGUCAGGAUCACAGCCACAAGAACCUGAAAAUGAGAAGUGCUCCUGUGUCAUGUGUUUUCCAAAAGCUGUGCCAAGAAGCCAAGAAGCAAGGACUGAAAGUAGUCAAGCAUCUGACAUGAUGGAUACCAUGGAUGUUGAAAACAAUUCUACUUUGGAAAAACACAGUGGGAAAAGAAGAGAGAUGGGGUUUCGCCGUGUUGGCCAGGCUGGUCUCAAACUCCUGAGCUCAGGAAAAAAGAGAAGACAUAGAUCUAAAGUAAAUGGUCCCCAAAGAGGGAGAAAGAAAGACAGACCUAGGAAACAUUUAACUUGGAAUAACAAAGUCCAAAAGAAAAGAUGGCAACCAAGAGGAAGAAAAGCCAACACUAGACCUUUGAAAAGAAGAAAAAGAGGUCCAAGAAUUCCCAAAGAUGAAAAUAUUAAUUUUAAACAACCUGAACUUCCUGUGACCUGUGGUGAGGUGAAGGGCACUCUAUAUAAGGAGCGAUUCAAACAAGGAAGCUCAAAGAAGUGUAUACAGAGUGAGGAUAAAAAGUGGUUCACUCCCAGGGAAUUUGAAAUUGAAGGAGACCGCGGAGCAUCCAAGAACUGGAAGCUAAGUAUACGCUGCGGUGGAUAUACCCUGAAAUUCCUGAUGGAGAAAAAAAUUCUGCCAGAACCACCAAGCACAAGAAAAAAGAGAAUACUGGAGUCUCACAACAAUACCUUAGUUGACCCUUGUCCGGAAAACUCAAAUAUAUGUGAGGUGUGCAACAAAUGGGGACGGCUGUUCUGCUGCGACACUUGUCCAAGAUCCUUUCAUGAGCGCUGCCACAUCCCACCCGUGGAAGCUAACAAGAACCCAUGGAGUUGCAUCUUCUGCAGGAUAAAGACUAUUCAGGAAAGAUGCCCAGAAAGCCAAUCAGGUCAUCAGGAAUCUGAAGUCCUGAUGAGGCAGAUGCUGCCCGAGGAGCAGUUGAAAUGUGAGUUCCUCCUCUUGAAGGUCUACUGUGAUUCAAAAAGCUCCUUUUUCGCCUCAGAACCAUAUUAUAACAGAGAGGGGUCUCAGGGCCCACAGAAGCCCAUGUGGUUAAACAAAGUCAAGAGAAGGCUGAAUGAGCAGGUGUACUCCCGAGUAGAAGGGUUUGUGCAGGACAUGCGUCUCAUCUUUCAUAACCACAAGGAAUUUUACAGGGCACAUAAAUUCAUCAGACUGGGAAUUCAAGUACAGGACAACUUUGAGAAGAAUUUCAGAAACAUUUUUGCAAUUCAGGAAACAAGCAAGAAUAUUAUAAUGUUUAUUUAGCCGUUCUCAUCUCCUCCCUUCAGAUCCUCCGGCAGCUAGCUACACAAUGUGCCUGUGGUCCCACUAAUCUCUGACUGCUACUGUGGAAACUCCAUAUCACAAUUCUCCAAAAUUUAUCAUCGCCAUUUUAAAACUGUCUUUUCAGCUUUCAAUAAAAUUCAACACCCCUUCAUGUUAAAAAUUCUCAAUAAGCUAGGUAUUGAAGGAACAUAUUCCAAAAUAAUAAGAGACAUUUAUGACAAACCCACAGACAACAUUAUACGGAAUGUGCAAAAGAUAGAAGCAUUCCCCUUGAAAACAAGCACAAGACAAGGAUUCCCUCUCUCACCACUCCUAUUCAACAAAGUUUUGGAAGUCCUAGUCAGAGCAGUCAGGAAGCAGAAAAAAAUAAAGGGCAUCUAAAUAGGCAAAGAGGAAGUCAAACUAUCUCUGUUUGCAGACAACAUUGAUUCUAUAUCUAGAAAACUGCCUAGUCUCAGCCCAAAAGCUCCUUCUGCUGAUAAACAAUUUCAGAGAAGUUUCAGAAUACAAAAUCAGUACACGAAAAUUACUAGCAUUCCUAUACACCAACAAUAGCCAAGCCAAGAGCCAAAUCAGGAAGGCAAUCCCAUUCACAAUUGCCACAAAAAGAAUAAAAUACCUAGGAAUACAGCUAAUCAGGGAAGUGAGAGAUUUCUACAAUGAGAAUUACAAAACACUGCUCAAAGAGAUCGGAGAUGACACAAACAAAUGGAAAAACAUCCCAUGCUCAUGGGUAGAAACAGCCAAUAUCAUUAAAAUGGCCAUACUGCCCAAAGCAGUUUACAGGUUCAAUGUUAUUCCUAUCAAACCACCAAUGAGAUUCUUCACAGAACUAGAUAAAACUAUUUUAAAAUUCAUAUAGAACCAAAAAAAAGCCCAAAUAGCCAAGGCAAUUCUAAGCAAAAAGAACAAAGCUGAAGGCAUCACAUUACCCAACUUCAAACUAUAUUACAGGACUUCAGUAACCAAAACAGCAUGGUACUGGUACCAAAAAAAAGGCACAUAGACCAAUGGAACAGAAUGAAGAGCACAGAAUAAGACCACACGCCUAUGACCAUCUGAUCGCUGAUAAAAACAAGCAAUGGGAAAAAGACUCCCUAUUUUAUAAAUGGUGCUGGGAUAACUGGGAUAGAAGAUUGAAGCUAGACCUCUUCCUUACACCAUAUACAAAAAUCAACUCAAGAUCAAUUAAAGACUUAAUGUAAAAUCAAAAACUAUGAAAACUCUGGAAGACAACCUAGGCAAUACCAUCCUGGACAUAGGAACAGGCAAAGAUUUCAUGACAAAGACAAAAGCAAUUGCAACAAAAGCAAAAUUUGACAAAUGGGAUCUAACUAAACUUAAGAGAUUCUGCACAGCAAAAGAAACAAUCAACAGAGUAAACAGACAACCUACAAAACGGGAGAAAAUAUUUGCACACUAUGCAUCUCACAAAGGUCUAAUAUCCAGCUUCUAUAGGGAACUUAAACAAAUUUACAAGAGAAAAAGAAACAACCCCAUUAAAAAGUGGGCAAAGGACAUGAAAGACACUUUUUUUUUUUUUAAGAUGGAGUUUCAAUCUUGUUGCCCAGGUCAGAGUGCAAUGGCGUGAUCUUGGCUCACCACAACCUCUGCCUCCCGGGUUCAAGCAAUUCUCCUGCCUCAGCCUCCCAAGUGGCUGGGAUUACAGGCGUGCACCACCUGACUAAUUUUGUAUUUUAGUAGAGACGGGGUUUCUCCACAUUGGUCAGGCUGGUCUUGAACUCCCGACCUCAGGUGAUCCACCCGCCUCGGCCUCCCAAAGUGCUGAGAUUACAGGCGUCAGCCACCAUGCCCGGAUGAAAAGAUACUUUCCAAAAGAAGAUACACAUGCGGCCAACAAGCAUGUUUUAAAAGCUCAAUAUCACUGAUCAUUAGAGAAAUGCAAAUUAAAACUACAAUGAGACACCACCUCACACCAGUCAAAAUGCCUCUUUCUAAAAAGUCAAAAAAUAACAGCUAGUAAGGUUGUGGAGAAAAGGGAACAUUUAUACACUAUUGGUGGGAGUGUAAAUUAGUUCAACCAUUGUGGAAAGCAGUGUGGCAACUCCUCAUAGUGCUAAAAGCAGAACUGCCAUUCCACCCAGCAAUCCCAUUACUGGGUACAUACCCAGAGGAAUAUAAAUCAUUCUACCAUAAAGACACAUGCAUGUAAAUGUUCACUGCAGCACUAUUCACAAUAGCAAAGAUACGGAAUCAACCUAAGUGCCCAUCAGUAACAGACUGGAUAAAGAAAAUAUGGUACAUAUACACCAUGGAAUAGUAUGCAGCCAUAAGAAACAAUGAGAUCAUGUCUCAGGAACAUGGAUAGAGCUGGAGGCUAUUUUCCUUAGCAAACUAAUGCAGGAACAGAAAACCAAAUACCACAUGUUCUCACUUGUAAGUGGGAGCUAAAUGAUGAGAACUCGUGAACACAAUGAAGGGAACAACAGACACUAGGGUCUACUUGAGGGUGGAAGAUGGGAAGAGGGAGAGAAGCAGAAAAAGUACCUAUUGGUGAUGAAGUACUCUGUAUAACAAACCCCUGUGACAAGAGUUUCCCUAUAUAACAAACCUUCACAUGUACCCCUGAACCUAAAAGUUUUUUUAAUUGUAAAUAAAUGGAUCAUUAUAAAGAAAAUUUUAAUAAUAAAAUUGUCUUAUCAA